UUUCGCGAGUUGGUUGGAAAAAGUAAGGUAACCAUGAAGUACUUUAUAUUAUUACUGACGAAUAUCAUUGCUGUAACCGGACAAAAUAAUAGCUAUGAAUCUACAACAUUCAAGCAAAUUUGCACACCUGGGGAAUUUUCCUUUGAAAAAUGCAACGUAUGUAUUUGUUCUUAUGAUGGCACAUCAAAAACAUGCUCUAACAAAGAAUGUGACGAAUGGAAAGAAGAUGGCAAAUUCCGAUGUGAACCAGGAAAGUUGUACAAGCGUGACUGUAAUACUUGUAUUUGCGACAAUAACGGUGAAUCAAGCAUAUGUACAUUGCAAGAAUGCAUAAGUACAACUACUGAACAUGAAAUUUUAACAACUACCACAAAACUCAUUUGCGAGCCAGGAAAAAUUUUUAAAAAUAAAUGCAAUACUUGUCAGUGUUCAGUUGAUGGGACGAAUGCUGUGUGUACGCAAAUAACUUGCGGGGAAUGGAAAGAAGAUGGAGAAUUGCGGUGUGAACCUGGGCUAACUUAUAAGCGAGAUUGUAAUACUUGUACUUGUAAUGAAGACGGAAAAAGCUCUGCGUGUACUUUAAUGACUUGUGGAAAUAAAACUGCAGAAAUGAUCAAGCCUAAAAGUAAAGCACUUGCUCAGAUUUGUGAUCCCGGAAGUACUUUCAAAAAUAAAUGUAAUACGUGCAACUGUUCGUUGGAUGGGAAAACUGUUACCUGCACUGAAAUGGCUUGUAUAGAGUGGAAUGAAAAUGGAGAAUAUCGUUGUGAGCCAGGAAUGAUUUUUAAGAGUGAUUGUAAUACUUGUACAAGUAGUAAAGACGGUAGAACUUCGAUAUGUACUUUGAUGACUUGUCUAACUUCAGAAUCAACUUUAGAAGCUACUACAAAAAAAGAAAUAUGCGAACCUAAUACUUCUUUUAACAUUGAAUGCAAUAAUUGUACUUGUUCUAAAGAUGGUAAAACGAUGACUUGUACAGACGACUUAUGCCACGAAUGGAAACAUGUGGAGAAAACGAAUUUGAAACAAAUUUGCGAGCCAAAUACUUUGUUCAAAAUUCAAUGUAAUUCAUGUUCUUGUUCGUCUGAUGGUACUAUGGCUAUUUGUACUCAUCGGGCUUGUCCUGGAUUUGAAACUACAACUGUGAAACAGAUUUGCGAACCAAAUACUACUUUCAAAAUAGAAUGUAACGAUUGCACUUGUUCAGAAGAUGGUACUUUUAUGGCUUGCACAGAGAUGGCAUGUGCUGAAUGGAACACUACCACAGAAACAACAAUGGCAAAAAAAAUUUGUGAACCAGGUAGUACAUUUAAAGACAAAUGUAAUACCUGCGCCUGCUCAACGAAUGGAACAUAUGCAAUUUGCACGAAAAAGUCUUGUACCAUAUGGAUAGAAAAUGGUGAAUGGCGUUGUGAACCUGGAGUAUCAUACAAACGUGACUGUAAUACUUGCGUUUGCAAUGAGAAUGGGCGACCUGGUGCUUGUACGCAGAUGGCAUGUUCAAAUACAGUGACUGAAUCAGUUAAUGAAAUUACAACAGCAAAACAGAUUUGUGAACCAAGCUCUAUUUUCAAAAUCAAAUGUAACGACUGCAUUUGCUCUAAGGAUGGAAUUACAAUCUCAUGUACGGAUAAAAUAUGUCCUGAAUAUGAAUUAGGUAAUAAAAUAAAAAAUCGUUAUAACACGACGAUCCAGAAACAAAUUUGUACACCAGACUCUAUAUUUAAAAUUGAUUGUAAUACUUGUACUUGUUCGUCGGAUGGCACAUCGGCAACUUGUACUACUUUAGCUUGUACUCCCAAAAGUAAGGAAAUUAUGAUAAGAAAAACUAAAGAUUACUUGCCUAAGACAUGUUCGCCUGGGUCAAUUAUCAAACGUGAUUGUAAUUAUUGCUUUUGCAAUAGGAAAGGAAACUUAGGACUAUGCACAGAAUGGAACUGUCCCAGUAAUGAAAAAGUUUGUCAACCUGGAAAAAUAUCCAAAGAACAAUGUAAUCUGUGUAUAUGUGGCUUGAAUGGUAGAAAAAAAUACUGUACGUCGCUGAAGUGUCCUCGUGAUAUUAAGAAACAUUUUUCUGAAUGUUCAUCAUCGUCUGAUUCAUCAAAUUCAUCAGAUUCGUCUGACUCGUCAGAUUCGUCCGAUUCGUCAGAUUCGUCCGAUUCAUCUUAUGACAACUCCAAAUCUUCAAAAUGUUCUAUAGUUUCAAAAAGCUCUAAAUCUUCCAAAGAUGGACGCUUUUGCAAAUCUGGAAGACAUUUUAAAAAAGACUGUAAUACCUGUAUUUGCAGUGAAGAUGGUAGAAGAGCUUACUGUACGCUGAAAGCAUGUACAAAGAAACAUAGUGAUUUAACGACUGAAGGCAUAUCUUGCAAACCGAAUCAAGUAUUAUUCUACGACAAAUGCAACAAUUGCUUGUGUAAUUCAAGUGGUAAUAGUGCCUACUGUAGUUUGAAGAAAUGUUAACAUACGCUUGUAUAAUAGUAUAUAUAAUAUUAUAUUAUUAAUUAGUGGUUAUUAGUUCGCUUUUUAUAAAUUAAUCAUAAAUCAAGUGUGUA
This is a messenger RNA of Phymastichus coffea, 2555 nucleotides long. Its product is annotated as protein draper-like. NCBI's taxonomy places the organism in Eukaryota, Metazoa, Arthropoda, Insecta, Hymenoptera, Eulophidae. The record is from RefSeq and is a predicted model, not a curated record. Gene Ontology annotation, molecular function: peptidase inhibitor activity; protein binding. The transcript is spliced from 17 exons. The coding region runs from base 34 to 2463 and encodes 809 amino acids.